GUUAUUAGUUUAUUCUUGCAGAACAUUUCUCGGCUGCUGCUGGCCGGGUAUAUCGCGUUCAUCAAACCAUUUUCCAACAACAGUAGCAGCGCCAGAUUGCAUCGUGUGUGUUUUUGCUGGUGCAUGCUGCACGCGAUUGAUAACGCGCCCAGCGAGAAAUAUCUGCAAGAAAUAAAGUUAGGGAUUGGUUUUUGUUUGGAUAUUUUAUUUUACUAUUCAUAUCUUGCGCAUUGGAAACGCCGCGUCGCUGUGAUCGUUACAACGCUUUUCCUUGUGUGCAUGCGCAGAUGAACAAUUAAUUCGUCUCCAUUUGGUAGUACUUUGCAGUUUUAAAAAUGCUGGCGCAGCAUAUGUUGCAAAGUGUUAGCAUAUUGACCGCUGCAGUUAUUGUUUAUGCUACGCCAUUAUUACCAUUGGAAUCGGAUCCCGAUGCUCACGGUUAUUUGCAAAAAUUCGGUUAUCUGCAAAAACCUAAUCCCGAGACGGGCAGCAUCAUUGACCAUGAGCACUUUGCCGAUGCGGUGAAGACCUUUCAGACGUUCGCUAACUUACCCAUAACCGGUGUGUUGGAUGCGGAAACUAAGCGCAUGAUGGCCGCACCUCGAUGCGGUGUACCUGAUGUUGUGGAUGGCGAAACACCGCCGCCUAGCGGACAGACUCAUAAGCGCCGCAAGCGUUUUGUCCUGCAGGGCAGCAAAUGGAAGGUCAAGGAUUUGACGUGGUCAGUUUCGCAGAUGACCAGUCAGUUGAACCGCGGUGAUGUGGAGUCGCAACUUGCUCGCGCUUGGAAGAUAUGGUCUGAUAAUUCGGAUCUGACCUUCACCAAAUCAAACGGCGGGAAUGUGCACAUCGAUGUGCGAUUUGCGAAAUUCGAGCACGGCGACGGCGAUCCUUUUGAUGGACCUGGGAAAACACUUGCUCAUGCUUACUUUCCACAAUACGGUGGUGACGCUCAUUUCGACGAAUCCGAAUCGUGGACAACCGGAAGAUAUGGUACGAAUUUAUUCCAAGUCGCCGCGCAUGAAUUCGGACAUUCCCUGGGCCUGUCCCAUUCUAAUGUCCGCUCCUCCCUGAUGGCCCCGUUUUAUCGCGGCUACGACGAUAACCUCCAACUGGAUCCCGAUGAUAUCGCCGCCAUUCAGGAUAUUUAUGGGCCACCUAGUUUCGGUCGCAACCGUAUUUCCGUGUCGCAGCCGGCAUCCACACCGGCACCACCCCCAACGCGACCACCCGCACCGACCGCCGUCCGUCCGCGUCCGUACAUUCCACAGGGCCCCGGUGUCAGCGUCUGCCAAUCGCCCACCGUCGACGCCAUCACCGUGACAGCGGAUGGCAUCACGUACGCGUUUAAAGACGAUAUGUACUAUCAGCUGACCGAUUACGGCGUGGAAAUCGGCUAUCCCAGAAAAAUAGCCGAGGAUUGGUUUGGCCUACCCGGAAAGCUCGAUGCUGCGCUGACGUGGAGUGACGGAAAAACAUUCUUCUUCAAGGGAGACAAGUAUUGGCGAUUCGAAAACAAAAUCCCGAAGAAAGGUUAUCCAAAAUCAAUCAGUAAAGGCUUCGCCGGCAUCCCUAAUGAUAUCGAUGCGGCUUUUGUUUGGAGCGGAAACGGAAACACAUAUUUCAUUAAAGGCACGCAGUAUUGGCGCUACGACAGCACCGCAUCCAGUCCUGUGUCCAGUGACUAUCCAAAAUCGUUGAGUACAUGGAGCGGUCUUCCGCCCCGUAUUGACGCGGCCUUCCAAUGGAAAAAUGGCAAAACCUUCUUCUUCUCGGGCCCCAAUUAUUACCGCUUCAACGAUAAGAAAUUCGCAGUAGAAGCGGAUUAUCCACGGCCCAACGAUGUCUGGUGGUUCGGUUGCCGGUCAGAUAAUAAAAAAGACUUUGUCGCCUCCGGCAACACCAUCGAUAGCGUUUUUAAACCACUUAGCGCGCGUUUCCCUUAUCACCCGUGGUUCUCGAAAAUAGUUCCUUCGUAUGCAUUCCCGGAUAACCAUAUUGACGACGCAAUGGAGGAACUCAACGAUAUGGGUGUGCGGCCGAAGGAGGAGCAGGUCGUCAACGUAUCAGUCGACGAACAACUUCCGGUGGCGCAUGCCCAAAUGGUAGAGUCGCAUCCUAUAACCAUCAGUGCAUCUGGUAAAAUUGGUAUUUCUUUCCUGAUGAUUACAUUAAUACUGGCCCUUCAAAAGUUGUUAGCGAUGUAAAUAAUUUGAUACUUUGUUAUCUUGUGAUAGUUGACAAAACGGUUCUGAUUGAACGCGAUCAUAGGUGCUAGUAUUUUGUUCGGUAUUUGGUUUUUUAUACAGAUUGUUCCCCUGUUACUGGUACAAACUUAUAUGAAGUUUUAUUAGAAAUGUGAUUAUUUUUUGUUGAAUUUACGAACACUCCGUGCGGAUGCAAAUAAAUUUAUCGGAUUAUUAUUGUCAA
This is a messenger RNA of Paramacrobiotus metropolitanus, 2430 nucleotides long. RefSeq names its product stromelysin-3-like. NCBI's taxonomy places the organism in Eukaryota, Metazoa, Tardigrada, Eutardigrada, Parachela, Macrobiotidae. Gene Ontology annotation, molecular function: zinc ion binding; metalloendopeptidase activity. The record is from RefSeq and is a predicted model, not a curated record. Gene Ontology annotation, biological process: collagen catabolic process; proteolysis; extracellular matrix organization. The transcript is spliced from 8 exons. Gene Ontology annotation, cellular component: extracellular matrix. Bases 336 to 2207 code for a protein of 623 amino acids.